Messenger RNA from Oreochromis aureus, 8766 nucleotides. RefSeq names its product rho guanine nucleotide exchange factor 9. The record is from RefSeq and is a predicted model, not a curated record. Bases 411 to 4139 code for a protein of 1242 amino acids. NCBI's taxonomy places the organism in Eukaryota, Metazoa, Chordata, Actinopteri, Cichliformes, Cichlidae. The transcript has 14 exons. Gene Ontology annotation, molecular function: protein binding; guanyl-nucleotide exchange factor activity.
UUGGUGUGUGUUUCUCUGUCUGCGUGAGAGCUUUGUCACAAAUCAGAGUGUCGGCGUCUGUAGAAGCUUACAGGGCAAGAGUUCACCGGUUUGUCCAACUCGUUCUCGGAGUCUGAGGAUAGCGGACGGACUUCACAGGCAACAAAAAAGCCCCAAAACACACGUGAUCGGCAAAGGAGUCGCUGCAGUCCACGACUUAACUCAUGGAUAGAAGUUAAGCCCGCAGAGGACGGCGGAUAAGUCUGGCUGACGUUAAUAGCGACUGCUGUUAUUGACUUUGACGACAGCAGCGACGAUGCCUGUUUGACACGGAGGGGGGAAGCUUUCUGCUUUCGGGUGAUUGAGAAAGGGAAGGGCCUGAAACAUGAUGUCCAUUGGAACUGAUAGCUGACACCGUAGAAUGAGAGAGGAUGGAGCAGACAGGCAACCCUGCCCUUGAGAGCAACAACCCUAAUGGGUUUGUCAACCGAGUGUUUAAUGUUUCUCUGGAUGUGGAGAAUGAGACCAGCAGUGUUUAUAUUCAGGAGACUGGAACAGGGCCUGCAGAGGGGCAGGAAGAGACCCAGGCUGCCUCUUCUCAGACCCCUGUCAAGGACAGACAGGAGGUCAACAGGAGGCCUCGUGCCACAGGGGGCAUCUGGAGGAUCCUGAACCGAAAGCGAGCUGUCUCAGAGCUGGAGAGGAGACCCCACUCCAUGAUCUUGCCAGGGGAGGCUUCCAUCCCUAAACUCUCAUUCGCUGACAAAGUUCGAUCCUUCAAGAAGCUUAAAUCCCCGGCUGUAUUCAGAGGGAAGGCAGGGAAAUUGUCCACUGCAAAGUUUACCAGCUCUUUGGUGGAUGAGGAGUCUUUCUGCCAUGAUAUUGGCACACCUCAGCAGCCCAGUGGUGGCACGCUUAGACAGCGUGGCCAGAGGCAUUCGUAUGCUGGCUAUACAGCGCAGUUUGACUGUUUGUUUGAAGACAUUGACCUCUCAGCGUCUAUGGAUGGCCAUCAGCCCACUGUAACGGGCGAGGCUGUGACUCAGAAUGGCUGUAAACCGUCUGAAAAAGUUUCCUAUACUAAAAGAAGCCACAACAAUUCAGCCAACUGCAACAAAAGUGCUGCAGCUUGUGAAGAACUAAGCACUAGAGAUAGCCCGAGGACCCACCGGAGUGGAGGAAGGAGGCACAAAGAUGUGUGGAGUUACCUGAGGAGGAUUUCCCUUUUGGGGAAGACCAAUCCUGUGUAUUCAGAGAGAAGCUUUGACUCUGAGCUUCCCUCGCUGGACAAAACAAUAGACUCGGACUAUGGCUCUGUGGACUUUGAGAGUGUCAGAGAGUUUCAGCCACCUCCCCCGAAACAGUCGGACACCAAGGGGCACUUUGGUGGUCUCUUCAAAUUUUUCAACAACUUUGCAGAGACAGCUAGACGAUGGCGAACAACAUCACGCUCCUUCUCUCCUCCAGAGGGGGAGAAGACUCCGAUGAGCUCCCCACGGGCCCCACAGCGUGCAAUGGACAAUGUUCACAGUGUGUCUCUGACACUUCACAAUGAAGGACUUCCAACAUCCCAGCCUACCCCUUCAUCACCAGUGACUACUAAAUUCUUACACUCCAAUAGCUUUGACGGUGACACUCCAGCACCUGUGACAGGUGGACGAUCACCUACAGUGGUCCUAAAAGCCUUUAGGCCCUGCUCAGGACCUCAGGCUGUCAAUGGCCUUCAUAGUUUUGAAGUUACAGACAAACCUGCUGACAGAGAGACAAACCACCGGUCCAAGGCCAUAGUAGAAAAUCAUGUCCCUCAUUCAGGCUCAAACAUGGAGGCUGAAAAUGAAGCAGAAGUUGAAAGGGACCAAUCAGAUUCUCUCUGUCAAGAGGGAAAGGUAGCGGGACAGACAGGAAAUGAGCAGGAUUCCCGAGAUGCUCCGCUUGACUCCCACCAGAUACAGGAAGUGAAUGUCCAAUCACAACAAGGUGAUAAAGAGAGCACAACCAAUAGCGUACCAGCAUCAGAUUCCACAGAGGAAAUAUUUAAGCUGUGUGAGCAGAUUGCCAGCCAGACAGGCUGCAGUGUAAGACAGCCUGGCCCGGCCUUGCCCCACUCGAGCACAGAGAAGACCUCUGUACCUCAGAAGCGCUUGCGCCCUCGUCCUCGCCCGGCAUCAGCUGUCCUGGACCUUUGGAGACCCAACCCGGACCGAGAUCUCGACAGCCAUUACAGUGAGGUCGGCUCACUUUCCCGAAGGAGACGCAGGCCUGCUACCACAGUGCAACACUCUCUGGGGCAGAGAGGGAUGGCUUCCCGCGCCAGGCCUUGCUCUGUCAUAGAAACCAGUGUUACUAGGGAGACGCAGUCCACGGAACUGCAUCACAGAGCCUUGUCUCGCCCCCCGGGUGUGUCACCGUUAGAGCCCCCACACAGGGCGUCUCUCCAGCGGUGUCGCUCCCUGCCUCUCCCCCCCAGCACUCUCACUGCAUUGGCCCUGCUCCUGCCACAGUCAGCAGACAUGGGGCAGUCCUCAUCAACAGUGCGCCUGCGGUCUGGAGGUUCUGGUAGCUGCAGGAGGAGGAGGCUGUUAAGACCUGGGUCAGAACCACUACAGGUCAACAUAUUGAUAAGUGGAGGUUCAAUCGUCAACGCUGAGGCGGUAUGGGACCAUGUGACCAUGGCGGACCGGGAGUUGGCGUUUAAGGCCGGCGACGUCAUCAAGGUGCUGGACGCCUCCAACAAGGACUGGUGGUGGGGCCAGAUUGAUGAGGAGGAAGGAUGGUUCCCUGCCAGCUUUGUACGGCUGUGGGUGAACCAGGAAGACGGUGGGGCAGAGCCAGCUGAGGGAACCAGCGAGGUGCAGAACGGGCACCUGGAUCCAACCAAUGACUGCUUGUGUCUGGGCUCACCCCUCCAAAACCGAGACCAGAUGAGGGCUAACGUUAUAAAUGAGAUUAUGAGCACAGAGAGACAUUAUAUCAAACACCUCAAGGACAUCUGUGAGGGCUACUUGCGCCAGUGCAGGAAGCGCGUGGACAUGUUUAACGACGACCAGUUGAAGGUCAUCUUUGGCAACAUCGAGGACAUCUACCGCUUUCAGAUGGGUUUUGUCAGAGAUUUGGAGAAACAGUACAACACAGAGGAACCGCACCUCUCUGAAAUCGGGCCGUGCUUUUUAGAACACCAAGACGGUUUCUGGAUUUAUUCAGAAUACUGUAACAACCACUUGGAUGCCUGUAUGGAGCUGAGCAAACUGAUGAGGGAUGGCAGGUACCAGCACUUCUUCGAAGCCUGUCGCCUCCUCCAGCAAAUGAUUGACAUCGCCAUAGAUGGCUUCUUGCUCACGCCCGUCCAGAAAAUCUGCAAAUAUCCACUCCAGCUGGCCGAGCUUCUUAAAUACACCGCACAGGAGCACAGUGACUAUCGAUACGUGGCAGCAGCGCUGGCAGUAAUGCGGAACGUCACCCAGCAAAUCAACGAGAGGAAGAGACGGCUGGAGAACAUUGACAAGAUCGCCCAGUGGCAAGCGUCGGUUCUGGACUGGGAGGGGGAUGAUAUAUUGGACAGGAGCUCAGAGCUCAUCUACACUGGGGAGUUGUCAUGGAUCUAUCAGCCGUAUGGACGCAGCCAGCAGCGAGUCUUCUUCCUCUUUGAUCACCAGCUGGUCCUCUGUAAGAAGGAUCUGAUACGCCGGGACAUCCUGUACUAUAAGGGCCGCAUUGACAUGGAUCGCUACGAGGUGCGGGACACUAUAGACGGGCGUGACGAAGACUUCAACGUUAGUGUGAAGAAUGCCUUUAAAUUGUGCAACAAAGACAGCGAGGAGAUCCACAUCUUCCUGGCCAAGAAGCCAGAGGAGAAGAUCCGCUGGCUCAGGGCCUUCGCCGAGGAGAGGAAGAUGGUGCAGGAGGAUGAGAAAAUCGGUUUUGAGAUCUCUGAGUACCAGAAACGACAGGCAGCCAUGACAGUGAGAAAAGUGACCAAACAGAAAGGUGUAAACAGGUGCACGCCCCCUUCAUACCCGCCCCCACAGGACCCCCUCAGUGUGGGGCAGUAUGAGGUAACGGAGGACAUGGCACAAGGAGAGGUUUUUGAAUUCAGUCAAUCCAAAAGAGGCCAGGCUCCUUUCUGGCAGAAUUUUAGUAGAUUAGCUCCAUUUAAGAAAUAGAGAUAAACAGACUCUUCCGAUGGACCAGCUAUUUUUCUUAGAAGCACUAAACACUGGAUGAUCAUGUCCCCCCUCCCCCCCAUGAUGAAGAAAAAUACAAAAAAAACACACAAACACGAGACUUUGAAGUUAAGGACCAAUGUUAAUAUAGAGUGAGAUUGGAAGCUGCGAGAGGACUGAAGACUUGGAUUUAAAACAAAGAAAAAACGUAUAAAAAAAUAAACACAACUUUACAGUUCAUAUAUGUUAGUAACAUUCUUAGUUAUCAUGCUUCUCCGGCUGAGUCAACUGUCACGAACUCUUCCCCCCUUUCUGGAUAAUCACGCCAUCUGAAUGUCCUGAAGUCAUCGAGAUUGUUACAUGAGUUCAUUUUCAAUCCAUCUUCUGGAAAGAAACACGAGGCCAAGCCAAGUCAUUCCCAGUAGUAUGAUUGUGACCAAAACAAAAAACAACAAAAAAAAAGCUGAGAUCUUGCUGUGCUGCUAUGUGAGAUUGUUUGAUGCAUUCUUCUGAAUGUGAGAUGACGACGUCAGCCGAUCGCUGCGGCGUGUGAAGGACCUGCCAAGCUCGGCUGUCAACCUCACCUCUGAGUUAGCUCCAUCCUGCCACCGAUCACGCACCCAUCGAGUCAUCUCUGCGGUGCUGAUGUCUGCGUCUGGACCUCCUCCUCGUGCUCAGAGCUUCAUUCUCUUCUCUGUAGCUGCUUGCAUAUAAUAGCCCCCCCCCUCUCUCUCUGUUCACAGUCUGACAUUAGGUGUUCCCUUCCUUCUCCGCAUCCCACUCGUCCUCUCUAUCUCUCUAUCCACCUGCUCUGCCUCUGUGAGUCAGUGGCUCUCAGAGGAAGAGUUUCACUCUUUUGGAAACCUGCCAUUGGCCGUGAUGUGAUGAUGGGUCAGGGAACAAAUCAAUAGGCGGAACAUCAAUAGUAUAUUUACAUCCGUUCACCAACCACUCGUGACAGGGUAUUCAUGUCCGAUCGCGCUGAGGGGGUGUGUGCACGCACUGGAUUUGGCGGUGAGCUUAGAUGAAGCAGCUGGGAGCAGGAGAUAGGCUGGCUACGGUCCGCCUGCCUUGUGCCACAGCCCCUCUCCCACCCCGCCCUCCCUAGAGACCACCCCUGUAGCACUGUGCUGGCACCUCACUGGGUGGAAAAGAGAAAAAAAAGCACAGCCUACCUCCAGAAAACGAGCGGUGAAAGUGAAGUUGUGAUGCAUUGGCCAAAAGAAUAACAUGUCAGCUGUCAAAGAAAAGACUUCGGUUAAUUAUUUUGUGUCACUCCCACUGUAAAAAAGCACAGCACGUACUCCCGUUUUGAGUAUGAGUGAUACAAAUAUCAACAUGUCAGUGUGACCAAUAAAUAAGAAGCCCAUCCAGUAUUCAAGGGGGCGGGGGGUGUCUAAAAAAGUGAUAAUGAUUUGUGAAGUGGACCAAAACUAACUGGGGAAACAAAAAAGUCGACUGCAGCAGUGCAAGCCGAUGCCGUAUACGGAGAUAGAAAGGCGGAUUUAAUCUGUAGCAUGCAGGUUUCCUCUGACACAUUCAUACAUCUCUAUAGACUCCAGCUCCAAACCUCUGCUUUCUGCCUCACCCCUCCUCACGUUGCCCCCCUCCCCCCAGAUCUGGCAGUUAGCUCCAGCUCUGCUUAAGUGAUUUCCAAAGGACUGUGGCGUGAUCAGAUUGGUUUUGUUUAAUCAACAAAAAAGUGCGUGAAGCCGUGGUCUGCGAGAGAUCCUAGCAUCAUAGAGUCCUUCAGCAGUAAAAGAGAAGAUCUGAGGAAGUGAAGAGGAAAAUUUUACAUGCAUCAUGAAGACGUAUUCUUUUUUUCCCACACUUGGAAUGUAAGUGAAACAUCUGUCCACGGUUUGUGACCACGUUUUGACCUCAGACACAGGAGUACAUUUUGUGUUGAAUUAUAUCACCAGAUGGACAGUACAUAUACAGUUUGACAACUUGUGCAAUGUGAUAUAUCAUUCUAUAUCUAUCACUAUUCACUACAGCGUGAUAUGAAAGAGUUAUAUAUUGUUCUAUGUCAUUUGUUUGCCUUCUUAUAGGCCUUAUAACCUGUUGGAGAAAAAAACAGACCUUACAAUUGCUUUGUAUGUUGUAAUUUAUGUUUUGUUUCAGUAAAGGAAGAUGAGAAAUGGGUGAGUUGGCUGCUGGUGUCUGUAGAGAUGGCUCCCAGUGAGAUUGUUUUGGAAGAUAGUUCUCUUGGCUGGUACGGCAAAAGAAGAUAUGGUUCCUAGGCUAUCGUAACCUCAGGUCCCUUGCUAUGGCCCGCCCUGCCCCACCCCCCUUGCUCCCUCCAACUCCCUGCUUAACACUACCACCAGUACCAACAUACAAAUACAAGCAUGCAGGCAAACACACACACACACUCAAACACACACACACUAAUAAUCAUGCUUACUUGCUGGCCCGUUCUGCUGCGGAGAGGAGAGAUGCUAUCUAACAGUGCCUUCCAGCAUUCCACUAGUGAUUAUCUAUUCAGUUUCACAGGCAGAUUUGAAUUAGUCAUGUAUUUUCCCUUCAGUGCAUCUCUCACUCUCUCUUCCGUUCUGUUCCCACAACCCCCGCCCCUUCCCUCAUGCACACUGGGAAUUCCUCGUUCCCCAGUGCACGAGAGCCGCUCGGACAGAAACUUAGAGGUCAGGCCACUUUUUCCAUAUGAGUAGAUACUGUGCUGUUUGAUUGAGAUCCAUUUAAAAAUUGAAAAACAACUCAUUUUCAUAUAUUAUCGCACAUUUACAUAGGAGCAGUUUUAUUGCACAUUAGAAAUUAAUUCUAAUUUCAGAUGUUUAGAAGCAUCGACUUCUUUUAUUGUGUGUUUAACACGCUGAAAGACAGUUUAAUUUGAAUAUAUAGUAGGAAGCAGAUUUCCAUUAGUUGACUUAGGUUCGCGUGUCGAUCUAUAUUAUUAAAAGUGAGUUAUGAAUCAAGAGUCAUCUAUUUUACCUUUAUCAGCUACACACUGUAAAUACUGUAAAAAGAACAGAUCAUAUAUUUGGAUAUCGGUAUUUUGCGUUGGAGACGAAUGUUGUUCCAGUUCUAGCGUGCGGUAGAUCUCAGUACCAGGUAAUUGCAUGCUUGUGGCAUCCAAUAUUUUGCAUGAGACUUAAGGCAACACUUAACGAGAUCAUUUAGUUUUGUUUAACUUCCAAUUGAAUUUUCUUCUUCUUUUUUUUUUCUUUUUUCCCCGGCAACACGGAACCAUUCAUUUGUGUGUACCCAUACCAUCUCACUAAAGGGAGUUCUUUUCUCUGUCCACCUGUCUCCUGCUCACUUGGCAUUACAGGUUGUAGCUUCUGUUUUUUGUAUUACUAUUAUUAAUAUUAUUAUUAUUUAUUGACACAUAAGAGGGGAACAUCUUUUCCUGAAUUAAACACUGAACUGCUGAUAGGGAAAAUCAAAGGCACUGAUGUUCUCUUAGCCCAGAUAUGAUGGGUACUAUAAACUCUAGCAUCAUUUUAAACCCACACUGCUAUGCUACAGACUGCUGGUUAAUAUUCUUUUCCUAAAUAUAUGACUUUUUUUGGUUUGUUUUAUUUUUUUGUGGAAUGCCAUUAUGUGCAGAGGCAAAACGGGUAAUCAUUUUUCUACGACAACAGUGAACCAAAUAUGAGUUAGCACUGAUCUUGGGUGUUUGUGUAUAGAUUUAGAGCUGAAUAAAUUCGAAACCUCUUGGGACGGGCUAAAAAUAAACAUAAUCCUGAAGACACGCAGUAUUUCAUAGCUGUUCAUAUCACACUCUUGUUCCUUUUAAGUACAAUGACUUGACAUUACAAAGCAGUUCCUCGCUUGUAUUUAUUGACAGCAGUAUUAAACAUUACAAUUUUGGCCACACGGUUUCGAUGAUGUAUAUACGCUGGUUUGAGUUUUCUUAUAGAACUAUCAAUCUGACCUUGCGCUCCGAGCUGAGAGGAUAGCCUUCUGUGCAAAUUAUUUUCUGUUUUCUCGCUUUCUCUUUCCAGUCAUAUAACCAAGGCAGCCAAGUUAGUUGAAUGCAUCAGAAGUUGCACAGAUUUAUGUAAUUCCUUCUAGUCCAGGGUGAGCCAGUAGGCGCGUUCACUCACAGUUAGCAUAGCAACAUCUUCAGUAGGAACUCCUUGGAGUCGGUUAUGCAGUCCCGUGCUGUUCCAGAAUAGUCAGGGUAAAAGUCUUCAAUGAGCCAUAUGCCGAUGUUGGUGUUCAAUGGCAACAAACAGAAGACUGACAUCCCACAUUUGGACACUAUUCAUUGUAUAUUACCAUCUGGUUUCAGGGUUUGGUUUGGGAGGGGGGGUGUCUGGAUUUUUUUUCCAAGUGAAAAAUGUACUCACAGAAUCCUUUGUCAUCAUAUGCAAACAUUUGUCAUUUUCUUUCUUGCUGGCUUUUGAGUUUGAUUAUUUGUUGUAGAGAUGAAAAACCUGAAAAAUAAUGCCUAUUCAAUCCAGAAACUGUGAAUGGGAGAGUGGAAAUGUCAACUGUAUGUACAUUAUAUGUUUUGAUGUAAUCAGAAGCACUGGGAAUAUGUUGUACUUUGCUGUAAAAAAAAUCAAUCCAUAUCUGAUAUAGCUGUACUUUUUGUUGAAAAUAAAACUACAGAACUGCGGGGGGGAGGGUUCGAGGCAUCAGUCUGUGAGUGAGAGCA